This is a messenger RNA of Musca domestica (house fly), 9061 nucleotides long. RefSeq lists its product as uncharacterized. NCBI's taxonomy places the organism in Eukaryota, Metazoa, Arthropoda, Insecta, Diptera, Muscidae. Gene Ontology annotation, cellular component: cytoplasm. The transcript has 25 exons. The record is from RefSeq and is a predicted model, not a curated record. Gene Ontology annotation, biological process: G protein-coupled receptor signaling pathway. Bases 546 to 8642 code for a protein of 2698 amino acids. Gene Ontology annotation, molecular function: G protein-coupled receptor binding; guanyl-nucleotide exchange factor activity.
GUCUUAGUCGAGAUUUUAUUUUCUUCGGGUUUUGACGUGCUGUUCGGAUGACGGUAUUUGUUUUCUUUAGUUUGAUAAUCAAGGGCUGCAAAUUAAAAGCUUAAUAAAAAUAUUAAACGUUACGGAUAUUCAAUUAAAAUAAACAUAUGUAAGGAGUUGCUAAGAUUCGUUAAGAUAUACCAUGAAGUGAAUCGCAGGAAAUUUGACUAUAUUGAAAGUUAUUUGGAAGAAAUGUGUGUGUGUGUGAAUAAAAGAUCAUCGUGUAAAAAUGAUCUCAGCGAUCUCAGCAAAGCAAAAUUAAUACAACAAAAAGUCAAUAUGGCCGCCACUUGUUUGAUGUUGGUGGUGUUUUAACGUUAUAAGAUUGUAACAAUAAUAAUAAAUCGAAAAGAAGGAAGUAAAUAGUGCUCAAGUGUGAAACUUUGGCUGCAAGAAACCAAUAAUUCAGCAGCCGCACAAAUAAUGUGAAAUUUUAAUUCCCGACCAUUGUCGUUAUUAAGAAUAAUCGAAGGGCAAGAAUUGACCAAUAUUAGGCCACCAGACCUAUGGAAGACCCAUCAAUCACUAAGAGGUUGAUUGAUUUUGGUGCUGACGAACAUGAUUAUGACGAAGUUCAAGACUUGCCUGAAGAAUCAACAGCCAAUAAUCAAUCAUUGCCCUCUUCUUAUAAUAAUAACUCUGUUCCUCUAUCUGAAUGUCAAGCUGCAACCAGAGAUACAGAAGCGCCUAACAGGAACAACAAUAGCACUGUGCCCGAAUUGCCGUUACCAAAACAAUCCAAAAGUGCAUUAAAUAACACGAAGCCCGGCAAAACGAAAUCGGCAAAAGUUUCCAAGUCGAAAAUUCCGAGAUCACCGUCCUUAGCAAGUGCCUUAGGCUACAACAAUUUUCAGCCACCGCCAAUUUCGGGAAUACCUCCUCAAACUCCACCUCUUCCAUUGGCUUAUCAAAACAAAGGAAAGGCGCUGAAUUCCCCAACUACACCACUGGACAAUAAUAAUGCUCACUUUUUCGGUAGUAGUCACACCAGCUUAAUGGCGGGAGGAAAUAGUGCGAACAGUGGAGGUUCUAUUGGUCUCUCUACCUCUAACGGUAGUGGUCAACGCAACAGCCUCAAUAUGGCUGCCAAUUCACGACGUUCUCAGAUACAAGUAUCGUCACCCGUGCCUGGGGAUUCAUCUAAAAAUUUCCAAUUUCUAACAUUGACAGUGAGAAAGGACGAGAAUGGAUACGGAAUGAAGGUUUCCGGUGAUAAUCCAGUGUUCGUUGAAAGCGUUAAACCAGGGGGCGCUGCCCAAGUCGCUGGUCUAGUGGCAGGUGAUAUGAUCCUUAAGGUUAAUGGCACAGAAGUCCGUUCUGAAAAACACCCAACCGUCGUUAGCUUGAUCAAAGCCUCUACGAUUGUUGAAUUAGCCGUUAAACGCAGUCAAAAAAUGGCUCGACCUACGUCGGUGGGUGUUGUGCCCUCCACACCAGUCCUAGGAAGGGAUCGCACGGCAUCUAUAACAGGACCCCAACCGGUUGAUAGUAUCAAACGCCGUGAAAUGGAAACAUAUAAAAUCAAAACAUUACAAAAAAUGUUGGAACAGGAGCUAUUGAACUUGGAGCGUUUAAAGGGGGAUACUAACAAUUCGGGCUAUAAGACAUCUGAAGCAAAUAUAAAAACAUUGCGGGAACAGUUGCGAUCUGCAGGAGCUGAGGACACACCACCAAUUAAGUUACAAGCUAUGGCGAGCAAUAACGGUAAAAGUGUAGGUUUAAUGUCGCCAAAUCAGUUCCAUCACUUGUCUACGUCUUCCUCCAAUCAGUCAACUUCACCACAAUUUUCUACACAUCUUAACCCACAUCAUUCCCAAAAUCACAACAACCAAGCCACAACACCACAAGCAUCACAAUCAUCACCAGCAUUUCUGUCGUUGUUACCGCGUUCGUUGUCGUCUCUAUCGUUGGGCGGUCGUAGAAAUAAAACUGACAAAGACUCAAUAGCCGCUCCUCUAAAUAACACUACGGAUUUCUUGCAUACAACCUCCUCUUUCAUGGACGCUGUUUCGCCCACGGGCCUGGGUAAUAUGGCUUCCUCCUCCGGGUCACCAUUGAAUAUGUCACAGUCCCUGCACAACCCACAACAGAUGCAACAGCAGCGAAAUUCGGCUCAGCAACUCUUUCAUUUGCAUCAGCAACAUUUACAGCACCAAUCCAGCAAAGGUUCCUCCAAAGCAACCAAGGGAAAAAAUAAAUACUCUUCCCAGUCGAAAAAUGUGAUAGAAGAGGACGACAUUCCUCCACCUCUGCCUCAGAGGAAUCCGACACGACAAAUAAAUUUGGAUGCUUCGAAUAAUAACUGUGGGAACCACAGUUUUUCGCCUAUUUCCGAUCUGGACAAUGCCGGAGGGGGUGGUGCGAACUCGCCUAUAAGGCAAUCACCCCAGCCGCCUCUGGGGUCGGGCCACAACUCUCCACAGAAUGCAGGCAACAAAUUCAAACGCUCCAAGACAAAGACCAAGGCCCUGUCCGAUCCAAAAAUGUCAACACAAAUAUUUCUUCAAAUGGAAAGCGCCGGUUCUCACAAUUCGCCCAACGACGACAGUCAAUUGGACGAAUUACCUCCGCCGCUACCACCCCGACAGCCGGGUAUGCUCGAAGAUCCCCAGCAAUCAGUUCAUCGUGGAAGCAAUCAAAACCUGUCCAGUGUCAGGCCUUCGCCGAAUAGUGUUGAUACUUUAUUGCAGUAUCCACUUGUUUCGACAUGUACGCCAGUUCAUCGCGAUAAUAUGUCCGCUGCAUUCCCUCUCUCGCAGAGACCCAACAUCGUUCAACAAUUGCAACAGCAUCAGCAACACCAACAAAUGCAUAUCACUGCAAGUGGCGGCGCCAAUGUAGCUGUUUUGGGCCAGACUCCGCAGAAUGUCAAUAAUAUGAGCAAGCAUAGACGAGUGGUGUCAUCACCGGAAAAUAUGCACCCAAGGCACCCGGAUCGCCAUAUAAAGACUAAUUCGGGCUCAUGGGAACUAAUUGAAAAAGAUGACGAAGUUACACCGCCAGGCACACCUCCACCACCUUAUAGACAUGCACAUUCCGCCAGCUUAUCCGGCAAUGAGGACAACCUUCAUGAACAUGGUGGUGCAUCGACAAGUGGAAUUUGCAUUGAAUCUCAUCAAUUUACCCCUCUGGGUGUGGCGAUUUCACCACCACCUUUACCACAUUCCAGUCGUAUACACGCGGCACAGACAAGUUGUACCCAGAAGGAAAUCAUGUCGAUGGAAGAUGAGGAUGCCUCCGACCAAGAGGGUCCAUUCAUUGACGAGAAUGGUCCCUUCAAUUCGUUGCCACGGCUAUUGGAGGGCUCAAACGUUGCAUUUUUGGCAGUAUUUUUAAAUUAUGUUCUGUCCAACUCGGAACCGGCGCCGUUGCUAUUUUAUCUCAUUACUGGCCUUUAUAAGGAGGGUACUGCAAAGGACAUGCGCAAAUGGGUGUAUGAAAUUCACUCAACCUUUUUGGUGCCCCGUGCUCCUUUGUCGUGGUAUCGCCAAGACGAGAUGCUGGCACGUGAAGUGGAUGCCGUUCUCCAGAACGAGUUCGACAAAGUAGAAAUUCUAAGAAAAGUUUUUUGGAAAAGCCGCAAGAAAGCCAGAGACGUCAUCUGUGAGCAACUUAGAGAGUUUCAACAAAAGCGGACCGCCGGCUUGGGAACCAUAUACGGGCCAACAGACGCCCAACUGACGGAGGCCAAGGGCGACAAGCAACGAGAACAACAAAUUUUCGAAGACACCCUGAUGAAAAAAUUGCAGAUUAUAAUUGACGAGUACGAAAAAGAUCUUCCAGCCGAAGAUCCGAAGAAGCUGGCUCUCUGUUCCGCUUUAUCGACAGUUAUACAUCGGAUAUUCAUAACACGAUCCCAUCCUAAUAGUAUAAUAGACCGGGUUCAUCACUUCGUUAGUCGCGAGAAAAGUUUCAAAUCACGUUUAAUGGGCAAAAAAGGAAAGAUGAUUGUCCGUGGUCAUCCAUUAGUAUUGAGGCAAUACUAUGAGGUGACCCACUGCAAUCAUUGCCAGACGAUAAUUUGGGGCGUUAGUCCACAAGGCUUCCAUUGUACAGACUGUAAAUUAAAUAUUCACCGUCCUUGUUCGAAAAUAUUAGAGGAAAAUUGCCCAGGUCCAUUACCACAGGCGAAGCGAAAAGAUAAAGAUCUGAACAACGACAGUAAAAUUAGUAAACUAAUCAUGGGAAAAAUUCGUCCAAAAACGUCAGUCGACGCAAGUGGAGACAAACGUCAACGACAGGAUCCCGAUGAUUUCGAUCCCCAAUUGGAUUUUACACAUGAACGCUUGAACUCCACGUCAAUUCAAAGACAGCCUUCAGACCGCAGGACGGAUGCCACAAAUAUUUCCAUUCGAUCCAAUGGGAAUACAUCAGCCCACUUGAAUGUUAGCGACCUACAGUCUUCAUUUAAUGCUGGCGACUUAAGCUUGGGCGCUGUCGGAGGCUCGGCAGGACUCGCUUCGAGCACAGAUGUUGGUCAAACAGCCAUUGGAGCCGUGUCCACAAGUGGCGCUGCUGGAGUUGCGUCCUCAGCUGGUACAUCGGGUGCCUUAUCCGCUCUCAACAGUGUGAAUGCGCAGGACGCAAAUGAGAGCAACAUAUUACGUAGGGAACGUUUACAACAACAGCAUAACCAAAACAAAAGUGCCCCUGUCUCUGUCAAUCGUUCAGAAUCGUAUAAAGAACGACUAUCGCACAAAAGAAACCGAAGCCAGCGCAAGACUUCGGAUCCCAAUUUGACUUCGAAACCAAACGAUGAUCAACCCGACUUGGGUCUUUCCAAUGCAAACUUUACGACAAGCUCAAAUUCUAGUCUUUCGUCGGGAGGUGGGUCUGACAGCCCGUCCACUUCGAUGGAACAAAUGGGUGGCGUCGGAGCCAACAUAUCAGCCAGUGGCGCUAUGCCCAUGCACCAGCAUCACCCACAUCAUCAGCACAGCCAUCAGGAUUCAUUCCAUGGCAGUAUUGGUGGUUCAUCCAACACUAGUUUCCUGGGUGGAUCAGUGGCGGGAAGUCAGAUGACUCGACACUGGAACGUGGACAGUGACGAGGAGGACGAUCUUAUAAAUGAGUCGGACUGGAGUUCAAACGUGGCCGCAGAAGUACUAGCGGCUCUUACAGAUGCAGAAAAAAAGCGACAGGAGAUUAUUAAUGAAAUUUACCAGACUGAACGGAGCCACGUUCGCACAUUGAAGCUUUUGGAGGUCCUAUUCUUUUAUCCGCUGAAGGAAAGCAAUUUGCUUUCACAGGACGAUUUAGUGCUCCUCUUUCCGCCAUCCUUGCUUUCCCUUUGCAAUCUCCACGGGGCGUUCGAGCAGAAAAUCAAACAGAGACGAAUUGACCACUCGUACAUUGUAAAUAAUAUUGGUGACAUUCUGGCUGGCAUGUUCGAUGGCAUAUCGGGGGAAGAGUUGCGAGAGUACGCUGCCCAAUUCUGUGCCCGUCAACAAAUAGCUUUAGAAGCCCUCAAGGAAAAGCGUCGCAAGAAUGAGCAGUUACAAAAAUUACUAUCGACGGCCGAAUCGCACAAAGCCUGUCGUCGUCUGCAAUUGAAAGAUUUGCUGCCCACGGUUCUGCAGAGACUUACCAAAUAUCCGCUGCUCUUCGAAAAUCUGUACAAAGUGACGGUUCGUGUAAUGCCCGAGGACACAAUGGAGGCUGAGGCCAUUCAGAGAGCUUUGGAGUCAUCAAAGAAAAUUUUGGUGGACGUAAAUCAGGCGGUCAAAACUGCUGAAGAUGCUCACAAAUUACAAAAUAUCCAGCGCAAAUUAGACAAAUCAACAUUUGACAAAGACGAAUUUAAGAAUCUGGAUUUAACUCAGUAUCGCUUGAUUCACGAUGGCAGUUUGACAAUGAAGAAGAAUCCCAGCAUACAAUUGCAUGGCUUGUUAUUUGAGACAAUGAUAGUGCUGCUAACGAAACAGGACGACAAGUAUUCUUUGAAAUAUUUACAUGCAACACGAAGUCCAGACGUGAAUAACAAACCGGUCAGUCCCAUAAUGAGCAUUGAUUCGGAAACAUUGGUGCGUCAAGAAGCAGCCGAUAAGAACUCCUUCUUCCUCAUUAAGACCAAAACAUCACAAAUGUUAGAACUGAGAGCACCGAGUAGCUCAGAGUGCAAAACGUGGUUCAAGCAUAUUUCGGACGCAGCCGAACAAUACAAGCCCCGUUCAAAGAAUGCCAACCAGGAACCAGUUGAUGACCCUGCUAUUGCAACGUUGCCGCAUUCCAACACACGCGAGUCCUUAGAGCUUACUCCUGAACGGCCGCCACCAUUUUCGGCCACCGCAACUGUUGUAACAACGCCGCUGGCACCCAUGAUGCCUGUUCCAGGUUCGGCCGGCGAUAGGAUCUCCAUAACCGGGCAGAACAACGACGUUCAGUUGCGAAACGGCCGGCGAGAUAGUACUCCACUAGGUAACAGUGCGUCGACGAGUGACUCUUGUCCGCCAUAUUACAAUAUCAAGCAGAGAUUGAGUCACAAUGAAUUGUCGACCAAUGGCAAUGCAGUCAAUCGCACAAUGUCAACACGUAGCUGUGGCGAUGCCAACCAUAACUACAGCAACACUGGGGAAAUGCCGGGAGCGAAUGGCGUAACUUUACGACAUACGCAAUCUGCAAGACAGGCUAAUGGUUCGCCAGAUGAGAGUAAUGCUGGAGCUACUGGCAAUAAGAGAGACAGUGCAAGUAUUGUUUAUUCUAAUAAUUCCAACAAUACCCGGACUCUUAUGCAGUCGUCGCCGCCCCUAGUGGAACCAACGGCAAUACAAAUCAGUAUAAGUCCAGCGCACACAGCGGAACCGGUGCUAACGUCGGCCGAGAAGCUCAGACGGCUGGAUGCUAGUAUACGGGAUGGUUUGCUGGAAAAACAGAAAAUCAUAUGUGAUAUGUUCCGCAUACCGGUCGAGCAUUUCCAUGAGAUUGUAGACAUAGCUGCUAUGCCAGAGGCGCCUAAGGACAGCACUGACAUUGCGUUGGCCGCAUACGCCCAAGUGCAGUCGCUGGCGGAAGUCUUGAAUGAGUACAUGAAGGUGACACCCGAGCAGGAAGUGUCAGCAGUGUCGACUGCUAUAUGCGACAAAUGUCACGAGAGACAACAACCAAAUCGACCCCCCAGACCCCCGUGUUUGAGCAAGCCAAUUUCCAGCUCGGAUGUUCCUCCGCCAUUGCCGCCACCCAAUAAACAAACGGCUCAGGCUCAGCAGCAAACACCGGCGCCUCUGGUCACCAAAAUUCAGAUGUGUGCCUUGGAAGAGACCAACAUACACGAAGAUGACGAUGGAUAUUGCGAAAUAGAUGAAUUGCGUUUACCAGCCUUACCUCCGUUAACAAAGACAACAACAGCAACAGCAGUGACGACACCUCCAUCAAACGCUCCUAUUUCCAAGACGACCACUGCAGCUAAAAAGGGAUCACCGCCGCCGCCGCUACCACCACCAGCUAGCAGUUGUAAGGCUCCACCGCCUCCGCCUCCGCCACCGCCACCCCCGCCCCCUAAAACUAUUGUUGCAGAAACUAUCAAUGCCGAGGCUAUCGCAAAUGCAUCUACAGAAUUAAAAAAACGCCAGAGUACGGUAAGCGCUGACAGCAUUCCGGAAGAGUCUGUCGAUGAAGUAACACAUGCGCUUAAAGAUCGACUGGAGAAUGAAAAACCUAACGAAAAGCCGGAAAAACAACCAGCCCUUGGGGAUGACCUAAAUAUUGGUGUAGAGCCAGAGGACCAGGAACACAUGGAAGACGACCAAGUCCAUGCUGCAGAAGAGCCCCAGAGCAGUGUUGAUUCCAAUGCUCCCCUGGCCACCAUAGACGACGAAGAGGAUAAGGAUGACGAUUCGGCAAUGCACACAGCCGAAUGUGAAAGUAUAUCCGUGUGUGAAAAUUUGCUAAAACACUCGGAGAGCAACGUGAAGGACAUCAUCACUGAACCAGAAGAAUCAUCUGUGAACGCUGAACCCCAAAGACAAAACAGCAAUGCCACACAGGCAGAUGACAUUUCCCUGAAUAGCGAGCCCAUUGAAGUUAAUGAUGCCUCUGCACAAGUACUGCUUGACGCCGACACAACAAAAGAGAACUUGUCACCAUCCAGAGUCGAUAGCUCCACACAAACAAUGCCACUGGCUGUUUUCCCAGCCGCCAGCAAUAUGAUUCUUCCCAUAACCGGAGUUUCUGCUGGCGCUAUUGGCGCUGUUGUCGAUGGCCAUCUGCCAACAUUAUGUGGACCGAAUCGCAUUCAACACGCCAAUUCUCUAGAAUCAAGUGUACCUUGCUAUGCUUUAAGCAGUAUUGUUAGUUCCCUGAACGCUCAAAUUUCUCUAUUGUUGCCGAAAAUUAAUGAACGGGAUAUGGAACGGGAGCGCCUAAGAAAAGAAAAUCAACAUUUGCGCGAGCUACUUAAUGCGAUGCAUGAGCGACAGAGAGUUGAAUCAAAACUGGAAACUCCAACCGACGGAACAAUAGGUGCAGAUUUGCUCGAUAACGAAACGGUUGUCCCCUCGCCGACAACACCGACACCCAUUAGCGGGGAAGGUGUAGAAGAAGAGCCUCCAGAAAAUAUAACAGCAAUAACCACCACAAACACAUGCGCAACCGAGGCGCAAAACUAAGAACUGGCGUAUACACGAUGAACACGCCCAAUCAGACUAGCGUUAAAACAUCAAAUACAACAGACAUUAUUUUUGAUAUAGAACCACCUGCCAAUAGAAUUGGCCUAAACCCCACUAGGAAACAUAGAUGUAAACCCGUAUAUGUAUUAAACUCUCCCAACACGGAAACUUUAAAUUAAAAAAAAGAAUUACACAAAAACACACUAGCUAUUAGCUAUACCACACUUCUUUUGCCCCCACUAGUUGUCUCCCUCUUUAUGUUAAUAUUCUCCCCCUCUUUCCCUCACCGUAAUUACGACUAAGCAUAUAGAAUACUAUAAUAUAAUUUUAUAUCCAUAUAUAUAUAUGUCUCCAACCUAUAUAUACAAACACACACACACACACUCAAUGUAACAAAUAAAUAUACAAAUUACAUGCAA